Cornus florida is the source of this 1564-nucleotide messenger RNA. RefSeq lists its product as uncharacterized. The transcript has 2 exons. The coding region runs from base 113 to 1207 and encodes 364 amino acids. NCBI's taxonomy places the organism in Eukaryota, Viridiplantae, Streptophyta, Magnoliopsida, Cornales, Cornaceae. The record is from RefSeq and is a predicted model, not a curated record.
CCAUGCGACUCACUUCACUUCCCCACAUCCACUCCACAAAUUCCACACAAUUUCUCCACCGGGAAUAUUCCCCGGCAAAGUAAGAUUCCGAUCGAAACCAACCUGAAAAAGAAUGGCGUCUUCGAGCAGUAAUACUUGGAUUUUCUCCCUUAAAGUUGUGUUGAUUUCAGCUGGUAUUGUGUCCAUAGCUAUGGCUACUAAAUUCUCCGCUCCGUUGAUCAUCAAUUUCGCAGUCUAUGAAGUCCCUCUUAUAUGGUCAACUCUCCUUUCCUGGCUCAAACCUCCUUAUCUCUACCUCAUCAUCAACGGCAUCAUCAUCACCAUCGCCGCCUCCUCACGUCUCUACCAAAAGCUGGAUCACCGCACUCACUCGGAGCCACCGUUGGUUUCGCCGAAGCCUCUAUCUUCAGAUCUACGAUCAGAUUUCGCCGCCGUGUCGACUCAGUCUGAGUUUCGCGUUCUCAAAUCUACGGUAGUGUAUGAGGAUGAAGCAAGGGUUCCGGAGGUGAAUCGGGAGUUGCUGAACGGUUUGGAGGUUGGAGAUCAAGAUGAAGAUAAGUUUGUGAUCUCGACUCAGUAUAUGGAAUCUCCGGCGAUGUAUGAGGAUGAAGCUAAUUUUCCGGAGGUGAAUGAUCAUGAGGUCAGGAACGGUUCGGAGGUUGAUGAUAUUCAAGAUGAAGAUGAGUUUGUGAUCUCGACUUCAUCGUGGACGCCGCUUCAGAGGAUGAGUUCGUUGGAGAUGCAGACGGAGUAUAUUUUACCGGCAACAGAGAAGCCUCCGAUUUCUUCGAGGUUCGGUCACCGGAAACCUGUAAAAGCCAGUCCUGAAGGUGGAAAAGCACUGAAAGUGGCGAAGCCAAAGCGGCACGAAACGUUGGAGAACACAUGGAAGAUGAUAACGGACGGCCGUCACAUGCCACUCACGAGGCACCUGAAGAGGUCCGAGGCGUGGGAGAACCGUGACCGUCAGUUCAAUGCUGGCCCACAUGAUUCGUCCCCUGACAAAUCAGAGACGUCCAAUGUCGACCAUGCUAACUCUGACCCACCUUCAUCAUCAGGCAAGCUUCGAAAAGAGCCGUCCCUGAGUCAGGAAGAGUUAAACCGCCGAGUUGAAGCGUUCAUAAACAAGUUCAAUGACGACAUCAGGUUGCAGAGACAAGAGUCGUUAAAACGGUAUAGGGAGAUGAUUAAUCGUGGGGCCCAUUAAUUCACAGCUCCAUGUACAGGUGGAACCGUUGAACUAAAAAAAAGAGUUCUUAACUUUAUAUAUAAAAAUAUAAUACUUUACUGUAUGAAAUGACUUCUUAUUUUUCCCUUUUAGGUUAAAGGUCGGGUAUAGAAAAUCAAAAAGAAAAAGUUCGAAUUUGAAUCUGGUUUGAUACUUCCUUUUUUCUUUCUUCUUUCUUUUUUUUUUUUGGGUCAAUUCCAAUUUCAAUAGUAGAUACAUGAAACUUGGUAGAAUUAUAGGAAAGUUUGUAUUGUAUUUGGUUUGUUCUUUUACUAGUUUCAAAUUUUUGUAUACAAUUAUAGGAAGGUUUAUAAAAUAUUGUAUUUGGUUUGUUCA